This is a messenger RNA of Nestor notabilis (Kea), 1439 nucleotides long. It is a transcript of the gene ETV4, whose product is annotated as ets variant 4. The transcript is spliced from 10 exons. Gene Ontology annotation, cellular component: nucleus. Gene Ontology annotation, biological process: regulation of transcription by RNA polymerase II; cell differentiation. The record is from RefSeq and is a predicted model, not a curated record. The annotation marks the transcript as partial. NCBI's taxonomy places the organism in Eukaryota, Metazoa, Chordata, Aves, Psittaciformes, Psittacidae. Gene Ontology annotation, molecular function: sequence-specific DNA binding; DNA-binding transcription factor activity, RNA polymerase II-specific.
CGCUCCGCUGAGGAAACCUCUCGUUUUCCGCGCAGAGCUCUUCCAGGACUUGGGCAGGCUCCAGGAGACCUGGCUGACAGAAGCUCAGGUUCCAGACGGUGAUGAGCAAUUUGUGCCUGACUUUCAUUCAGAAAACUUAGCUUUUCACAGUCCUCCUGCGAAGAUCAAAGAGGAGCCGCAGAGUCCCUGCUCGGACCCCGCGCUGUCCUGCACCCACAAGCAGCCGUUCCAGUACCACAGUGGCAAGCAGUGCCUUUACAGCAGUGCCUAUGAUCAACCCAGACAAGUUGGAAUCAAGUCUCCCAACCCAGGAACCCCAAUACAGUCACCGUUUCAACAGUUCCCAAGACAGGACAGAAGCUUCCUCACCCCUGCAGGGCCACCACAUCCCACAUCCAGCUGUGGAUACCCCAACGAAAACAGCUCUGUGUACCAGCCACCUGUGGAGAUGUGCCGUUCCUUCCCCUCCUCCCAGGGCAUAGCCCAGGAAGACCCUAUUGCCUACCAGCGCCAGACGUCCGAGCCCUGCCUCCCAUACCCUCAUCAGGGCCUCAAGCAGGAGUACCAGGACCUGCAGUAUGAGCAAGGCAGCCAGAUGGGCAGCAGCCGCCGGUACCCAGCAGCUCUGGUGAUCAAGCAGGAGCAGGUGGACUACGUGUACGACUCAGACGUUCCUGGCUGUCCUUCCAUGUACGUAAAUGUGGAGAGCUACCCAAGCCACUCAAAUACAGAAGAUACAUUAGGCUGCAGCUAUGACAAGCAGAUGAGGUCCUUCACCGAUGACGUCUGUGUUGUUCCAGAAAAAUUUGAAGGAGACAUCAAGCAGGAAGGCGGAGGGUACCGGGAAGGACCCCCAUACCAGCGCCGGGGAUCUCUCCAGCUCUGGCAAUUCCUUGUGGCUUUAUUAGAUGACCCAACCAAUUCCCACUUCAUUGCCUGGACGGGUAGAGGGAUGGAGUUCAAGCUCAUUGAGCCAGAAGAGGUAGCCAGGCUGUGGGGUAUCCAAAAGAACCGUCCAGCCAUGAACUAUGACAAGCUGAGCCGAUCCCUUCGCUACUACUAUGAGAAAGGCAUCAUGCAGAAGGUGGCCGGGGAGCGCUACGUCUACAAGUUCGUGUGUGAGCCCGAAGCCUUGUUCUCUCUGGCCUUCCCCGACAGCCAGCGGCCAGCGCUGAAGGCAGAGCUGGACCGGCAGGUCAGCGAGGAGGACACGGUGCCUCUGUCGCACCUGGAUGAGAACGCCCCGUAUCUGCCAGACCUUGGGAGCCUCCCUCCACAGCACUACAGCAAGGGCUACACGUACUAGCGGUGCUGGGAGCACACCUGCCCCCCUUGCUUGUGUACAGUAGAAGCCUGGUUAGUAUUCAAUCAGUGUAAGCAGUUUUCUGGGCCAGCCUGGGGCGGCACUAAACUGUGAAUACCUGCUUUGGUCAGGAAAA